CAGAGGAAACCGGUGGCAUACCUAUCAAAGCUGUUAGACCCUGUGAGCAGGGGUUGGCCGAGCUGUUUACAAAUCAUUGUUGCUGCUGCCCUAUUACUUGAGGAAACAAAUUGCAUUACUUUUAAUGGAGAAGUUAUCUUAUAUGCGCCUCAUAACAUCAGGGGAGUGCUGCAACAAAAGGCAGAAAAAUGGCUUACAGAUAGCCGAUUACUAAAGUAUGAGGGAAUACUUAUAGAAUCCCCUAAACUAUCUUUAAAAACUAUUGGAGCAGUUAACCCCGCUGAAUUUUUGUACCCAGGAGAAGGUAAUGAACUAUUGCACAAUUGUUUUCAAACAAUUGAACAACAAACACGCAUUAGGUCAGACUUAGAAGAAGAAGAACUACAAUGUGGAGAAGUAUUAUUUAUAGAUGGGUCAUCACGAAUAGUGGAAGGUAAACGAUUGUCUGGAUAUGCCAUCGUUAAGUGGGAAAAAGGAGAAUUUAAGAUAAGAGAAUCAGGCCCCCUGAGUGCCAGCUGGUCGGCACAAGCCUGUGAGCUGUAUGCAUUGUGGAAAGCAUUAGUGUCACUGAAGGGAAAGGAUGGAACUAUAUAUACAGACUCACGUUAUGCGUUUGGAGUAGUACACACUUUUGGGAAAAUAUGGGAGGAAAGAGGAUUUAUUAACUCACAGGGAAAAGAGCUGGUACACCAGGAAUUAAUUCGGCGAGUUCUGGGGGCAUUGAAAAUGCCAAAUAAAAUAGCAGUUGUACAUAUAAAGGGACACCAGCGAGGUAGAAGUUAUCAAGUUAGGGGAAAUAAUGCAGCUGAUACAGAAGCAAAACGAGUGGCAGGCAAUUAUAAUAUAAUUCUGACUAUGCAACAAGUACCUGUUAGUAAAAAUUUGAGUUUUGAGUCUGCAGAAAAAGAAAAACUAGAACAAAUGGGAGCUAAGGAACAGGAUGGGAAAUACAUAUUGCCAGAUGGGAGAGAAGUCUUGCCGAAGGGCAUAGCAAUUGAAAUAUUUUCAAAAAUACACAGCAAAACACACUGGGGAACUCAGGCAUUAGUUGAUCAUUUCAAUCGACAGUAUGCCUGUAUAGGCGUAUAUAAUAUAGCAAAGACAGUCACGGCAGCCUGCGAGAAACAGAGACCUCUUGGGGGACGUUCCCCAGCAUACAGACCUUUCUCACAUAUACAAGUAGAUUUUACUGAACUACCUAGGGUAGGGCGUUACAAAUAUUUAUUAGUAAUGGUGGAUCACUUAACACAUUAUGUUGAGGCUUUUCCUACCUCCAGGGCAACCGCUAACCAAGUCACUAAAGUGUUACUUGAACAUAUUAUACCUCGAUAUGGAGUACCUGAAGUAAUCGACUCGGACAGAGGAACACAUUUUGUGUCAAAAAUUGUUAGAGAUCUAACAGAAAGCUUGGGUAUCAAGUGGGAAUACCAUACACCAUGGCAUCCACAAAGUUCAGGAAAAUUUGAAAGGAUGAAUGGAGAAAUUAAAACUAUUUUGACUAAACUAAUGAUAGAAACCAAAUUAUCAUGGAUUAAAUGCCUACCUAUGGCACUAUUAAUUCUCAGAACCAGACCCCGAGCAGAUGUAGGAAUAUCAGCGUUUGAAAUGGUGUAUGGAAUGUCCUACAGAAUUGAAAGCCCACAAACAAAUGUUUUAAUUAGAGACCGUGUGAUUAAUGAAUAUGUUUCACAAUUAGCAGAACAUCGUAACCAGCUUUGGGAACAUGGACUGAUUGUGCAACGACCCCCGUUGGACUUAAAAAUACACAAAGUUAAACCUGGGGAUUGGAUAUUGAUUAAAGUGUGGAAGGAAGAAACCCUAAAACCCAAUUGGGAGGGACCUUAUCUCGUUUUGUUGACAACAGAAACAGCUGUCCGGACUGCUGAGCGUGGAUGGACUCAUGCCAGCCGCAUUAAAGGCCCAGUGACGAGACCCCACUGGAAAGUAAUCAGUACUCCAGUUCAAGCUGCAAAGUGGGAAGCCUAUGUAAACAGGCAGAAAUCCCGAAACAGCUGUUCUCCUGAAGAAUUCCCUUGCUGCCGAGAAGAUGUUGCACCCCGUGACUCGAAGCAACCGAGUCGACGGGCGAGGCAGAAGAGGAACAGACUGUGGAGAAAAAAAUCAGAACAAUGGGACGCAAAAGCAGGAACAACAGAGCUUCCCCAGGAUUGGUAAAAAUCUACUUAAAUUGGUAAAAUUGACAGACACCCUUUUUCCUGGUAUACCGUUAGUCUUGAUAUUGAUAAUAACCCUGGCAGAAGGGGGAAACCCACAUGAACCAUUCAAGUGGGAACUAAUAUCUUGGGAAGGAACGAGAACAAUAGCCACUUUUAGCAACACAGGUCCACCAGAAUUCAUAGUAAAACUUUGUGAUUUAGUACCGAUACAUUGUGGAAAAGGACCUCCAUUUUAUAUAUGCCCGGCUUCUGGACCGUCUUACUGUAAUUAUCCCGGACAUUAUUAUUGUGGUUAUUGGGGAUGUGAAACAAUAGCCUCGGGCUGGUCAGUAAAGGCCCCUGAUAAAUAUAUAAAAGCAACCUGGACUCCUAACAGAUGUGUACCUGAACAAACAGGUGUAGAUCUUACAGGUCUGCGUGACGUGGAUUAUGUAGCUUCACGAGACAGGGAAGUCUGUACCCGCAUCAAAUUUCAAGUAAUACAGCCCUUAGGAGACAAGUGGUUAAUAGGACUAACAUGGGGAAUACGUGUCAAUGGAGGAAUUCCUAAAGACGGGGGAAGGCAUUUUCUCAUAAGAAAAGUUAAAAUACCACAUGAUUCACUCCCUGUUGGGCCGAAUAAAGUAUUGAAUUCACCCAUUUCCCCUACGAAAAAGAUAGUCCCCGCAAGUGUUACAACCACUUGUCCAAACCCCUUAUCGAUAACAAAUAGAACAGCUAAUGACGUGGUGACUGGUAGGGAUUCAGGUGUGCUGAAAUCCAAAGACCCUUUAUGGGAUUUAAUGCAAGCCUCUUAUCGUGCCCUUAAUGAAAGCAAACCAAAUUUAACUAAGGAAUGCUGGUUAUGUUAUAAUGUUAGACCACCAUAUUUUGAGGCGAUUGGAAAACCAGCUAAGAUUCAAUGGUCUAGUGGUUCAAACCCACGAGAAUGCCCAUGGAAUGACCAGAAAAACCAUACGCAGGGAAUUACUAUUCAAUUAGUAACAGGUCAAGGAAAAUGUAUCGGUACAGUGCCCAAAAAUUAUCAGCCUUUGUGCAAACAAACAACAAUAAUCACUACAAAAACUAUAAAGAGACACAAGAAUAGAAAUGACAAAUGGGCUAUCCCGACACCAGGAGCUAAAUGGGUUUGUUCAGACAUCGGAGUAACGCCUUGCCUAUCCCUAAACGUGUUUGAUCAAUCUCAGUUCUGCGUACAGGUGAUAAUUGUUCCUCCUCUAAUCUAUCACACUUCUGAGGAAGUGUUACGCCACUUUGAAGGAGACCUGAAUAUACAAAAAUGAGAACCAAUUACAGUGGUAACCUUAGCUACACUGCUAAUAGCGGGUGGAGUCGGAGCAGGUACAGGCAUAGCCUCCCUAGUAAAAAGUCAGGAAUUACAAAGUUUACAGACGGCUGUAGAUGAAGAUUUAGCAAAAAUAGAACAAUCUAUCCAAAAUUUAGCCACUUCAGUAAAGUCUUUAUCGGAAGUAGUGCUGCAAAAUAGAAGAGGAUUAGAUUUAUUAUUCCUAAAAGAAGGGGGGUUAUGUGUAGCGCUAAAUGAAGAAUGUUGCUCUUUUGCUGACCAUACGGGAGUAGUUCAGGACACUAUGUCUGAACUCCGGAAAAGGUUAAAUCAACGUAGAAAAGAUCGGGAGG
Taeniopygia guttata (zebra finch) is the source of this 3815-nucleotide messenger RNA. NCBI's taxonomy places the organism in Eukaryota, Metazoa, Chordata, Aves, Passeriformes, Estrildidae. The record is from RefSeq and is a predicted model, not a curated record.